GGAGCAGAUCUCGUUGUCUCUUUCGGCGAAUCAUGAUUCUGUUUGGAUCUCUUGGAUCACUGGUAAAUGCGAGGGGAUUGUCAAAUCGGGAGUGACAUCAAGCCUUUGGAUCCCAAAAGCGCAGCCAGCAUUGUUCAUUAUGGAAGAACACGACAUCCUUUAAAUCUCCAAGCCACUGGCAGUUCACUUGUUUACAACCAGUUAUACCCAUUUGAAGGCCUCCAGAAUUACACUUCUGGAAUAAUUCACCAUGUUCGCCUUACAGGACUAAAGCCAGGGACACAGUAUUUUUAUCAAUGUGGAGACCCCUCCAUUGCCUUGAGCGAUAUCCACUUUUUCAAGACCAUGCCAGUUUCAGCACCUAAGAGUUACCCAAAACGAAUAGCGAUUGUUGGUGAUAUGGGUCUUACUUACAACACUACAUCCACAGUCAGUCAUAUGAGAAGUAACGAGCCUGAUCUGAUUGUCUUGGUGGGUGAUGUUACUUAUGCAAAUAUGUAUUUGACAAAUGGAACUGGAUCAGACUGCUAUUCUUGUUCAUUUCAUGAUACUCCAAUACAUGAGACUUACCAACCUCGUUGGGAUUACUGGGGAAGGUUUAUGGAGCCAACAUUGUCAGAAAUUCCUAUAAUGGUAAUAGAAGGAAACCAUGAGUUAGAAAAGCAGGCUGAAGACAAGACUUAUGUAUCAUACAGUUCCAGGUUUGCAUUUCCAUCUGAAGAAAGCGGAUCAUCAUCAACAUUUUAUUAUUCUUUUAAUGCUGGGGGAAUACAUUUCAUCAUGCUUGGUGGCUACACUUCCUAUGACAAAUCAGGAGAGCAGUACAAAUGGUUGGAGAAAGACUUAUCAAAUGUAGACAGAACAGUAACCCCUUGGUUGAUAGCUACGUGGCAUCCACCUUGGUACAGCACCUACAAAGCCCAUUACAGGGAAGCAGAGUGUAUGAGAGUGGAAAUGGAAGACCUGCUCUAUUCCUAUGGUGUUGAUGUAGUCUUCAAUGGCCAUGUUCAUGCCUACGAAAGAUCAAAUCGAGUGUACAACUACACAUUAGAUCCAUGCGCUCCACUUCAUAUAGUUGUUGGAGAUGGUGGCAACAGAGAGAAGAUAGCUGUUAAUCAUGCAGAUGAACCUAGCCACUGCCCAGAUACAUCAAAAGCAAGUGACUGGACAGAGAAAUUAUGUGCCUUCAACUUCACCACUGGCCCCGCCGCGGGAAAAUUCUGCUGGGACCGUCAACCUGACUAUAGUGCUUAUCGAGAAAGCAGCUUCGGCCAUGGAAUAUUGGAGGUAAAGAAUGAAACCCAUGCGUUAUGGACUUGGCACCGGAACCAAGAUUUAUAUGGAACCCCCGGAGACCAAAUUUACAUAGUAAGACAGCCCGAUAAGUGUCCUACCGGACCAAAUGAGAGGUCUGCCGAACCAAAGCCAGCAGCUGCAGACACCCAAAACUUACUGAAAUCAGCAACGCUCGGUGCACUAAAUUUACCUCGUUCAAUCGGUGCUUUCUAGUUAUAUAAAUCACCAAGAAGCAUGCCACAGAAAUAUACAAGACUAACUGUAUAUAUACUGGAUACACAUACUUUCAGCCGUUACUGUAAGAGCAGAAAAGAAAGCAGAGUAGGAGAAGAUGGAUACAGAGAUCUAUAGACUUGAUUCCUAGAAUUUAUACAGGAUUUAGGAGUGUACUGAUAUGUAUAGGUUUUGAGAAAGCUGCAAGAGGAUAUGAGUAGGUUAAAUGAAGACUCACAAGGUUCAUGUACAACAUUUUGGCACAUGAUGAUGAGUAUAAACUGAAUAUAAUGAGUUGGCAGUGCUUGUAUGUAAA
Molecule: messenger RNA, 1825 nt
Organism: Asparagus officinalis (garden asparagus)
Lineage: Eukaryota; Viridiplantae; Streptophyta; Magnoliopsida; Asparagales; Asparagaceae
Product: purple acid phosphatase 15-like
Exons: 7
Coding region: 67-1509 (480 amino acids)
Molecular function (GO): metal ion binding; acid phosphatase activity
Source: RefSeq, a predicted model, not a curated record